ACGUGGUCACGUGACGCUCGCAUUUCCGACACAACAUUACAAUACACACUCUCGUAAGCAAGAGCUCCUGGCCUCUUCCUCCCUCCCUCCCUCCGCUCCAGGCUCGCUCUCGCUCUCGCUUUCGGCAUGGCGGAUGGCGAGAGGUCCCCGCUCCUGUCCGAUCUGGGCGAUGGCGCACCGGGCAGCGGCAACGGCGGCCUGUCGCCCGGCGCGGCGCCCUACGGUGUGGGCGGCAAGCCGCAAAGUUUCCCACCCUUCCCCAGCCCCACGCAGCCGUCGGUGCUCCUGGGUGAGGACCCGCCUCCGUACUCGCCCCUCACCUCGCCUGAGAGCGGCAGCGCGCCCGUCAUCAGCUGCCGGGUGUGCCAGAGUCUCAUCUCAGUGGAGGGAAAAAUCCAUCAACACGUGGUCAAGUGCGGCGUGUGCAAUGAGGCCACGCCCAUCAAGAACGCGCCGGCCGGGAAGAAGUACGUACGCUGUCCCUGCAACUGCCUGCUCAUCUGCAAAGUCACCUCCCAGCGGAUUGCGUGUCCCAGGCCCUACUGUAAGCGAAUAAUCAACCUGGGUCCGGUCCAUCCCGGUCCGGCCAGUCCCGACCCGCAGCCCGCCGGGGCCCGUGUCUCCUGCGGACAUUGCAGCAACACCUUCCUGUGGACAGAGUUCACAGACCGCACGUUGGCCAGAUGUCCGCAUUGCAGGAAAGUCUCCUCCAUUGGUCAGCGUUAUCCCAGGAGGCGGAGCUUGUGGUGCUUUCUGCUCUGCUUGCUGUUCUGUAUCUCUACUGCUGGUCUGAUUGCUGGCACGUGGCUGAAGGCUGAAACUUACCCUGGCAUCUAUGCCUCAUGGGCCGUUCUCCUCCUUCUGGUGUUGGGGACCCUGGCGCGGGCCUUCUACUGGGCCUGCAUGCGGGUCAGCCAGCCUCUCCAGAGUUUCACAUAGAUCCCACCCCCCCAGCCCCUCUAAAAGCCCAACCCCUCACUUUCUUCCCAACCCUUUCCCAAAAUGGCCAGGCCAGUGGAUGAAUGGCUUUAAAACAAGAUAAGAAAUAUUUAUUUCACUGUCAUGUGGCUACUUGCUGUACUCAUUUCCUUCCAUCUUGCCCUUCUCAGCUUCGUUAUUUCCGCGCCUUGAAUGAAGCAUUUAGCAUUUUCUAAACCAGCGACAUUGAUGCCGCCGCCGCCUUUGUGAAUCAAAAGGAUGAAGGAGGCAUUUGAAAUGUUUCAACGCAUGCGAAAAUUCCCCCCUCCCCAAAUCCCUGAGGAGCGACUUUGAUCCUCAAAAAGCGACGCUAAUGGAAGGAAUUUUGAGCAUAAACAAAACAUUUGACCAACAACAAAUUCCGGAUUGCGACGGCCAAAAGCUUUUUGAAGCUAGCUAGCAAGUUUUACAGGAAAACGUGUUUCUCACUAGUCCCAACAGCUUUAUUUACUAUUACUAGAAUAAUGCAAAUAAAAUAAAACUACUGGGGUUUUUUCCCAUUUACUGCAAUAGCUCAUUGCUUUCUGAAGCGUAGAAUAAAACGUUAAAAUCCCUGCUUUCUGUGAACGCACCACCAAGGGGACCUUAAAUUUUUAAGAUGAAGGAGAAGAGCUUCCUGAUAAGUCACCCGUCAAGGGUGGGUGGAGCUUUUUCGAAAAGAAAGGAACUGGCCAUGUGCUUUACAAAAGACCUGAUCGAGAACUGUAAAAAACUUGACCAUAAUCGCAACGUCGCUUUUAACUCGUUUACUGUAUGUUUUCACGAAGAGGACCUAAAACGGGGCUAGCUUCCGCUUUGAUGCGAUUUAUUUCGUGUGGUUGUAAAGGGUGUAUCCCCAUGGUAACCACAAUCAAAAAAGAAGACGAGUCACUGCCAAGACUCAUCUGACAGUAUAUUGCAAAAAUGUCACUGUCGCUUGAUGUUUAGCGAUGUUAGCUUAUCAUUUGAAAUCUAUUAUUUCGAGAAGUUGUGAUGGUAACCACGAGUACAACAAGAGACAACUCGGUUCUUUUACGUUUUUUUAUGAAAAGAUCUCUCGGUGGCUUUGAUUGACUCUUCACUGUAUUUGUCUUUUUUUUUUCUUUUUUUUUUGUAAAGUUGUUCAGGAUGUAUCCAUGGCAAACACGAUCAAAUUGAGAGACGAGUGGGUUCCAUUGCUUUUAUGAAAAAAAUCGCCGGACGUUGAAUCAAAAUUUUCCCCAUGAUCACAAUGUCGUUGUGUGUUCAUCACGGUUACCUUAAGCUUUCUUAAAAACUAUGGAAAGGAAAUUGCAUGAGAGAGGCUAGCUGCCACGUUGACAGAGCUUAUUUAGUAUAUAGGAAGGAUUUAUCGCCAUGGAAAUCACAAUCAAAUGAAUCAGUUCCAUUGCCAUUUUAUAGAAAGAGUGCUGGGACAAAAAAA
Molecule: messenger RNA, 2380 nt
Organism: Hippocampus comes (tiger tail seahorse)
Lineage: Eukaryota; Metazoa; Chordata; Actinopteri; Syngnathiformes; Syngnathidae
Gene: pip4p1a
Product: phosphatidylinositol-4,5-bisphosphate 4-phosphatase 1a
Exons: 7
Coding region: 127-939 (270 amino acids)
Biological process (GO): phosphatidylinositol dephosphorylation
Cellular component (GO): lysosomal membrane; late endosome membrane; phagocytic vesicle membrane
Molecular function (GO): phosphatidylinositol-4,5-bisphosphate 4-phosphatase activity
Source: RefSeq, a predicted model, not a curated record